AUGAUGACCCACAGCUAGAGUUUUGGUCAUCUGACCGAGGGCUUACCCUGGCUUCCCGGUCCACCUCUUUAAAAAUCGUGGUUAUGAUUAUAACCAUGAAGUAGUAAUUUUGUACACUUAGUGCAUAUGUUUAAUAUGUUAGAAAAGUGUGCAAAGAGAUCUGUGGCACCGCACAAUGUGAUUGGUCGGCUAAGAUACAACGCAAAGCAUGAUUGGUUAGUUAAGAUACACCGCGCAACGUGAUUGGUCAAGAGUGUAUUGCCGAGUACUGACUAGAAUAAAUAAGCUUGGGAGAAAUUUUUUUGGUUAUUCUGGACUGGUGAGUUUGAUCAUAUGGUCGGUGUAAUGUCAAGCCGUGGGAAAGCAGCUGGCGCGCACAAGCGCAAGACCUUGGCUCACCGCGCAGGUCUUCAGUUCCCUGUAGCCAGGGUACAUCGCUACCUCAAAUCUGCAUAUCUCGCUCCCCAUGUCAGUGUUUUGGCAUCAGUUUAUUUAGCAGGAAUACUGGAAUACCUGAGCGCAGAAGUACUGGAACUUGCUGGCGACGUCGUUCGUAACACCAAGACUACUCGCAUCAAUCCUCGGCAUAUCUUGCUGGCAGUUCGUGGAGACAAAGAAAUAAACUCACUGUUCAGUAAUGUCACUAUUCCAGAGGGCGGAGUUGUACCCCAGAUCCAUUCUGCUCUUCUGUCUAAGAAAUCUCAAAAUAGUCUGCGUGACUCGAAGUCUUUGAAAUCCAUUCAGUAAUACAGUGCUCUUCAUAUAA
Cherax quadricarinatus is the source of this 766-nucleotide messenger RNA. The record is from RefSeq and is a predicted model, not a curated record. Lineage: Eukaryota; Metazoa; Arthropoda; Malacostraca; Decapoda; Parastacidae.